Mugil cephalus (flathead mullet) is the source of this 1069-nucleotide messenger RNA. RefSeq names its product complexin 4c (gene cplx4c). The transcript is spliced from 3 exons. Gene Ontology annotation, biological process: regulation of neurotransmitter secretion; neurotransmitter transport; synaptic vesicle exocytosis. NCBI's taxonomy places the organism in Eukaryota, Metazoa, Chordata, Actinopteri, Mugiliformes, Mugilidae. Gene Ontology annotation, cellular component: terminal bouton; SNARE complex. The record is from RefSeq and is a predicted model, not a curated record. Gene Ontology annotation, molecular function: syntaxin binding. Bases 278 to 751 code for a protein of 157 amino acids.
UGCUGCCUCUUGUUUACAAGGCAACUAGUCUCCAUUGUGUGUAGGCUGUGAAUUAUGAGCUAAGCUCUUUAGCGGUAUUACUCCAGCCAAGUUAUUGAUACAGUCCAAUCAUCUGGGCACACAGCAGGCACCGUUUCAAUUUGGGAAGUUUAUGGUGAGCAGCUCUUCUAUAAGAAAUUCUUGCUUUAAGUAAGACUUCAUUUUAACAUUUUCCUGUCUGCCAGACCCAGGCUUCCCUUUUAAAAAUCCUAGUAGGACUGAGAAUUACAACUGAGCUAUGGCAUUUCUCAUGAAUCAAAUGUUGGGCAGUAAGUUGAAGAGUUUUACCGGAGGAGGCGGUCAAGAAAAUAGUGAUGCAGCAGCCGAAGGAAAGGAAACACCUGAGUCCAAGGGCAUGUCCAGGGAGGAGUUUGAAGAAUACCAGAGGCAGCUGGUUGAAGAAAAGAUUCAACGUGACCAAGACUUUGCCACAAAGAAAGCUGAGCGGGCUAAUCUGAGAGUGGCACUGAGGGACAAAUACCGACUUCCAGAAAGCGCUCAAGACACGGCGACCGUUGAGAUGGCUGGAGAUGACAUCGACGUGCCGGAGGAGCUCGCAAAAAUGGUGGAUGAAGACGCGGAGGAGGAAGAGACCAAUGACUCAUUCCUCCAUAACCUUCAGAACAUGGACGUGGACGCGCUGAAAACCAAGGCUCAGGCCACGGUGACGGAGAUGAAGCAGACUGCAGAGGAGAAGUGUGCUGUCAUGUGACCGCCGUUCAUUAAAAAAAUACAUCACAUGCACAACGUCCAGCCUUCAAAAUGUAGUCCACAUGAACUGCACUAUUAGGCCAUUCAACUCCAGUUGGUGCAUGUAUAUAACAACUAAUGAUUUUCAACGUGAAGAUUCACCUUCCUCUUUUUUUUGUUACUUUUAUUACAGAAAGAAAUUGCUUUUAAUACGGAGGUCUUCCUCACUUCACAGCCAAUCUCAUGUUUUUUUGCUUUACUAUCCAUGAUUAUUUGUGACCUUUUAUUUAUCUGACUCUUAUUAAAGGGUCUUGGAGGUAAUAAAAAUAAUUUUCAUUUU